Gasterosteus aculeatus aculeatus (three-spined stickleback) is the source of this 2066-nucleotide messenger RNA. The record is from RefSeq and is a predicted model, not a curated record. Lineage: Eukaryota; Metazoa; Chordata; Actinopteri; Perciformes; Gasterosteidae.
GCACAUCUCAUCACUACUUUUCUCCUUCCCGGUAAAACAAGCGGAAGUUAAAAUGCGACUUGUCGGGGCGGAGAUCUCGGUUCUGUCUCUCCUGAUGAUGAGCCUUCACGGCGCUGCAGCACUGACUCACUCGCUGAAGUAUUUCUACACUGGAUCCUCUGGACUCCCAAACUUCCCAGAGUUUGUGAUUGUUGGGCUGGUGGAUGAAGUUGAGGUUGUUCACUAUGACAGUGACACCUGGAGACUAGAACCCAGACAGGAUUGGGUGAGCAGAGUCACAGAGGACGAUCAUUGGUUCUGGAACUGGCAGACUGGGCUCGCUAUGAACGCCCAGCGGGAAUUUAAAGGCUACAUUAAAACAGCAAAACAACGCUUCAACCAAACUGGAGGUGUCCACAUUGUCCAGAACAUGUACGGCUGUGAAUGGGAUGAUGAGACCAAUGAGGUCAAGGGUUAUGAUCAGUAUGGUUAUAAUGGAGAAGACUUCAUAUCAUUUGACCUGCAGACAGAGCGAUAUAUAGCUGCAAAACAGCAGGCUUCCAUCAUCAAACAGAAGUGGAAUCAGAACAGAGCUCUGAUAGCAGGGAAGAAGAACUUCCUGACUCAUGAGUGUCCUGAGGGGCUGAAGAAGUUCUUGAGCUACGGGAGGAGCUCUCUGAUGAGAACCGAGCGUCCCUCGGUGUCUCUCCUCCAGAAGACUCCCUCCUCUCCAGUCAGCUGCCACGCUACAGGUUUCUACCCCCACAGAGCCGCCCUCUUCUGGAGGAAAGAUGGAGAGGAGCUCCAUGAGGACGUGGACCUCGGAGAGAUCCUCCCCAACCACGACGGGACCUUCCAGAUGAGGGUUGACCUGAAACUGUCCUCCGUCCCUGCUGAAGACUGGAGGAGGUACGACUGUGUGUUCCAGCUGUCUGGUGUGGACGAGGACAUCGUCACCAAACUGGACAAGACCAGGACCAACAGGGUGACUCACUCGCUGAAGUAUUUCCUCACUGCGUCCUCUGGAGUCCCAAACUUCCCAGAGUUUGUGAUUGUUGGGCUGCUGGAUGAAGUUGAGGUUGGUUACUAUGACAGUGACACCUGGAGUGCAGAACCCAGACAGGACUGGGUGAGCAGAGUCAGAGAGGAUCAGCCUUGGGUCUGGUUAAUGCAGACUCGGAUCGCUUUGGAAUGCCAGCAGGAAUUCAAAGCCUACAUUGAAAUAGCAAAACGACGCUUCAACCAAACUGGAGGUGUCCACGUUAUGCAGAGGAUGGUCACCUGUGAAUGGGAUGAUGAGACCAAUGAGGUCAAGGGUUAUGAUCAGUAUGGUUAUGAUGGAGAAGACUUCCUAUCUUAUGACCUGCAGACAGAGCAAUGGAUCGCUCAAAAACAGCAGGCUGUCAUCAUCAAAGAGAAGUUGGAUCGGAACCGAGAUCUGACCGCAGGGAACAAUGGCUACCUGACAGAUUUUUGUGGUCGAUAUCUGAAUAUCUACUUGAACUACGGGAGGAGCUCUCUGAUGAGAACCGAGCGUCCCUCGGUGUCUCUCCUCCAGAAGACUCCCUCCUCUCCAGUCAGCUGCCACGCUACAGGUUUCUACCCCGACAGAGCCGACCUCUUCUGGAGGAAAGAUGGAGAGCAGCUCCAUGAGGACGUGGACCUCGGAGAGAUCCUCCCCAACCACGACGGGACCUUCCAGAUGAGGGUUGACCUGAAACUGUCCUCCGUCCCUGCUGAAGACUGGAGGAGGUACGACUGUGUGUUCCAGCUGUCUGGUGUGGACGAGGACAUCGUCACCAAACUGGACAAGACCAGGACCAACACGGAGAAGCCUGCUGGCUCCACCUUCAUCAUCAUCAUCAUCAUCAUCGCUGUGGCUGUUCUUGUCGUCAUCAUCGCUGCUGUGGUUGGAUUCAAGGUUCACAGAAAGAGGAACGCCCAACGCUCUUCUUCUUCUUCUGCUUCUACUGACGGCUCUGAGGUCACUGAGGAACUGAAUCCUAUACCUUGAAGUCGGCGUCCUGCACACAGUUUAUGGGUGAAUAUUGCUCUGGAUCAACAAGCGAUGCUCCACAUUCUUCUCC